GGCCCUCGCAGUCUCACUCCCUCCCCCAGUUUUCCUCCUCCUCCUCUCCUUUGCGCACCAGGCGCUCCCACCCUCGGCUCUUCUAUUCGCUCACUGCGCUCUCAUCCUCGGUGCGGCUUGAGCCUCUGCCUACUCCUGUGCGUAAUAGCGCACAGAUGGAUAGCCUAUGUAAAGUGAUGCACCCCUGAAUACGCGAAAUCUGAGCCUGCACCAUCCUUCGUGGAGAGACCUUUUUAGAUGCGCAGCAGAGAGCGCGCUUUUGGAAACAAUUAGGUUAAAUCAAGUUCACUUCGGCAAAGAUUGUUUUUUAUUCUGCGCAUUUUUUUCUUUGCUUGAUUGUUUAUUUAUUUGGAUGAUGGUAUAUUAGGAAAGAUGUUCAUCGGCGCGGAUGACGUUGUGUUGCUAUUCGGAUGUAUGUUUCUGGACUUUCCAGCAUAUCAUGACUGUGCGCCUUUUCCCCUCUCCCCAAGUCUUUUCGUUUCCGCGUGAAGUUGAACGGAGGAGAAAGCACAAUGAGAGGCAAAUACUUUCUCCUCGGCUUCUUGUUGCUCAAACUUAUGGCUCUCGUGUGUAAGGCUGACGGGGAGCCGGGACUGCUCGGGGGAUUCGUGAUGAUCGCCACCUCCAACGGCUCCAGGGAGGAGGAGAGCGUGUCCGAGGAGACCCCGCACACGGAGGACAAAUGUCGGGGCUACUACGACGUGAUGGGCCAGUGGGACCCGCCGUUCAUCUGCAAAACGGGCAAUUAUCUGUACUGCUGCGGCACCUGUGGCUUCCGUUUCUGUUGCUCCUACAAGCACUCGCGGUUGGACCAGAGCACCUGUAAAAAUUAUGACACUCCGGUGUGGAUGAAGACGGGGCAGACGCCGUACAAAAAAAUGAACAAGAUUGCCGACAGAACCAAAGACAAGACGAACUUAAUUGUUUACAUCAUUUGUGGAGUAGUGGCCAUUAUGGCUCUUGUGGGGAUUUUCACUAAAUUGGGACUGGAAAAGGCGCACCGACCCCAAAGAGAGAACAUGUCCAGGGCCGUCGCCAGUGUGCUGCAGGGCGGGUGUCCAGGUGAGCAGUAUCGGGGGGAGGAGGCCCUUGGGAUGCACUCCCAGCACUAUGUUUCCAGGGCCACAAACCUGCAGGGUGGUCAGAUUAACAACAACGUGGGACCGGGCUCAAACAUGGGACAGCAGCACCCUUACCCCGCCCUCAGCCAGCUGGCUCAUGUGUACGAACAGCAGCAGCAACAGCAGCAGCAGCAGCAGCAACAGCAGCAAAACAAGGAUCUCAACAAGUACGCCUCCCUGAAGGCUGUAGCUGCCAAAUAUAAUGGUGAACUCUACAACAAACGUCGACUGAUGGUAGAACUGCCAACGAAAGGUGGCCUUCCUCUCCAGCCCAUGGGAAACUCCAGACCCUCCAUGGGCAACAUAUCGUCAAUGACUCCUCCAAUGACCGCCAACCCCAUGGCUUCAAACCCUAUGACCUCCAAUCACAUGAACCCCACCAUCACCCAGAUGACGUCAAUGUCCCAAAUGACCUCCAUGACACCCAUGACUUCCAUGACACCCAUGACUUCUCUCACCCAGAUGACCUCCAUGACUCCUAUGACCUCCCUGGGUCCACUGACUCCAGAGCCAGUGGCCACCUAUGUCACUGAGAUGCCCAGUAUCUCCUCUGUCUCAACGCUCCCAACAGAACGGCACAUAGCAGGUGGAGGAGGGGGGGGACUAAAGCCAAAUGGCCAGAAACCCAAAAGCAGCCACAGUCACGCUGCCCACAGCUCUCACAGCUCUCACACUCAUGCUCAUAGCCACAGUAGCAAGCAGCACGGACUUGGAGCUACCUCCCUGGCACACAUGGUGGGGACCAUGCCAGGUGGCACAUCCCUGGGCCUCUCCAGGGCCGCCGAGACCACCAUUGGCCCAGGCUCAGCUACAAUGGGCCGCCCAUUGGCAUACAGUUCCAACACAAUUGCAGCUGGGCAUGGGAUGGGGCUGGGGCUAAAAGGCUGGGACGGGACUGAGACGGUGGGCCGGAGAAAGACCUACGGGCACAAGAGGCCUCAGUGUACUGUGCUGGAGCCGAAUCAGCUCCACAGCACCAGAGGCCACAGCCACAGUCAACACUUCCUCCCCACACAGCCCUACUUUGUGACCAACAGCAAGACAGAGGUGACUGUGUGAGAGAGGAGGCGAAGCAGAAAAAAGAGGGGGAAAAGGAUGCAUGUGGAGUGGUGGCACAAAUAUUCUCUGAGCGGAGACGCCGACUCCUGGGUGUCCAAAGGUGCAAACGUACAUGUGUGUUCGUGUGAAGAAGCUGAGGCUUGUUGGUAUAUCGUGUCUGAGUGGUCCUCGUUUCACAAAGAGUUCACCAAUCAAAUCACUCAACAGACCUUUGUUGUCCAAAGGAUGCUGUGCAAGUUGGUGCCGUGUGUAACCAUAUCGAGAACCUUACAGAGCAGGGAUGUCUGUAUACUUGUGAUGAUAUCAGAGUGUUGUCUACACAGCUAAUUUUCUCUGUAAUGGUAACAAUAUCUGAGAAUAUGGUGUGACACAGAUGUUACUGAGGGACACUGAUGAUAAUUAAAUGGAUUGGCUUUACGAACCAAACCUGAGAAGCAAUAUAAGGGAUCAAGUGUAAUGCACUGAAGCAUCGUGGGAAGAGAAACAGCAGAUUUUAUCCACAAACCUUGCAACGAGAAAGUGCGCUCAUCUGCCCAGCACAGCAUUGAAUGGUUUGGAAGAUACUGCAUUCCGUCAUGAUUCAUACUCAAAUCUCCUGAGGGCUUUGAAGCAGACACACAUGAUGAGGGUGCUGGGCUUUGGACUGCAGACAUACAGGGCUUUGUACUUUGGCUAUUCAGAAGCGCCUUCAGAAGCUCCGCGGCUGAAGGUCGCCCUUUUCCACACGGCUCCUGCACAGAGAAUGGAGGCUGUCGCACCGUCAUUGUUUUGUUCUGAUCUCCUCUGUGUGGUGACAGCUGGCCCAGAGGAUGGAUAAGGGGGCCUGGAGGCUGCAUCUGGGUGAUGCCGCAGCUAGCAGAGGUUCCUCGGAGCAUUGUGCUCAUGCACACACGUUCAGAAACACACACAAGCAGACGCAUUUUCACAAGCAGAUAACCAAGGUCUGACACAAAAAGAAUGACGCAGAUUUGUUUGCUUUCCGAACAUAUUGUCCAGCACUUUUCCGAGAUCUUCAGUUUAGAUCAUCAAAGUAUUAAAACGCUCUCACAAGGUUAAGCUUAUACUCCUAGAAAUGGCAGCUUUGUCAGAAUAACUGACUCUAUUUAUUCGAAAACCAUUUACACAAUUUAAAAUAAGGUAUGUGACACGUGUUGCUGUAGAUGAGAGGCCACUCCUAUGUCUAGACUUUUGAACCAACACUGGAAACAGGAACAAAACAGUACGUUUCUGUGCAAUAAUACAAUCGUGAAAACUGCCUGCACCCACCUCAAAAUGCCAGAGAUUAACACUUAAUAUCUCAUUUAUUUAAGCUGAACAAAAACCCAAGUGUAAAAAGGACAUCCUGUGGUUCUGAGGGGGGCUUACAUGCCAGACUGUGAAGUAACUUCACACCACGUUGCCAGGCAACAAAACAGUUGAACUACUCCUCUAAAGGGCCAAAUAAAAUGUUCAAGAAAUAAAGCUGUGGGCUUCGAUCAUGCUGGCAAUGGGCAAAUAAUUUAUUCCAUUCAAAUUAUAUUAUUGAUCAAGGUGAAUACCAACAGCACAUGUAAAACAUGUGCGACAAUGCACCUCGUAUUUUAUUCUGUGGACCAAAUGUCAGUUUUACAUUAAUAAUACAUUGUUUCUGCGCAGAUUUUGAACUUUCUAUUUAUUUAUUAUUUCUUGGGUUUAUGACAGAAACUACUGUGAAAAGUGGAUGUUUCUUUCUUUGUCUUUUCUACUUUUCUUUACGUCUUGUUUUUGUGCUGGUAAGACACUGCCAACCUAAACUAGGCUCGAUUUGAUCACUCACUGUACUCAAGGUGUAUCUAAAAAAAACAACAACAACAACAAAAAAACAGCACAAGCAGCUGGAAAUAUCUAUCUGGGUUACAUGGCUCACACAUAAAAAUAAAUUCUGACAAAUAGGCCAAAUUUUUCAAGGGUUUCUCUAUGCCCAUCUAUUUUUCUCUUAAAUGUGAGAUGUGUUAUCAUUUAUUUGACCUUGCGAUCUGAAGUGCUGCCUCCACGGUUAUUAACCGAGCACUGAGAUGCUUUUUUUUGUGUGAUCUGAUUGUGUUAAAAAUGUUUAAAUUUGUGUGUAGACUCAACCGAAACACAGACAGGUGAUGAGUGGCUCAGACAGUAUCGCUCUGACAAACAUGGAUCGUGGGGACAUUUGUGGAUAAAUAAAUUUAAAAAAAGAAAGGAAAAACAAACAAAAAAAAAAAACGGUGUUAAUAACCCAUUUUAAAGCAUUACGAAGAAUAUGAGAGGAAGAGGUGCACAUGACAAUCUGCUGAGAAAGUAUUACAAAGAGUCACAGUGUGUAUAUCAGAGACACAUUUUAUUGCCAGCGCCAGCAGAGCUAACGCGGUUUGGGCUCGUUUUGGAUCCAGACCGCUCGUAGAUAUGAGGGGCACCUAAUACUCCAGUUCCCAAAUCAAAAGCUAGAUGAAACAAGUGAGCCAGCUGAGCGUCUGAUAAGGGGCUCCGUAAGGGGGGGACACUUUGUACCGCACGCUGUGAAACCCCUGCCACCUUGAGGGUCGCAUGACUGGAAACCUGACGCCGAUAUUCAAGGCAUGGAACGGGAUUUAGGAAGUUGUCAGAGCGUUAAAGUGUGUCACCUACACACCCGAACCUAACACGCACACUCACUCACGCGCACGGGACAUAACACAGAGCGGACUCUGCUUUUUCUUGUGCUCCCACAGUGGCGAGCGGCAGGCUUCAUCACGGCAGACAGACAAAGAGUCAGUGCUGUCACUGCGCCUGUUGUACAUGAAAGACUGUGAAACUCCAGAUCUUGGCCCUUUGUAGCGAUAACCGAUAAUAUGCUUUUUAUAUAUGUAUAUCUAUAUAUAAAUAUACAUAGCCUUUCUCUUUCUUUUUAUCCUUUUAUCUCCUACACUUCUUUUCACUGCUUUCUUCUCCGCUGAUCCCUCGUUGCCUGAAUGGAAGACGUUCAGAGCAGAGGAUAUCGAGAGAGGCGAAAAACGGGGCUGUGAUGAAUCUUUUCUGUGACAGUGCGAAGAACAGUCAUGACGAGGCAGUGACUAAUCACAAUUCACCCCCACCUUGAAAGGAACGACUGGUUUGGUCUGUGAGCCCGAAAAAUAUUUCAGUUUGCAAUUUUGUACCACUGUGUCCUCUUGAACACUGCGGCAUUUCACUGUUUAUAGAUUGUGUGUGUUUGUGUGCGAGUCCAACCUUUGUAUAUGAUUAUUGUCUCUGGAGAAGUCAAAACAACGAACCAGACAAAGUCAAUCAUAUCUAAAUGGGAUUCUCGAUCCCAUAAAACCUAUUUGCAUCCGAGGAGAAUCCUUCGCAGAUUCUGUCCUUUUUUUUUGUGCUUUUCAUAUUUCUUUUCUCUUUUUCCUGAUAGAUCGCUGUUUUGUUGAGUUGAAAAGCAGGUCAGUGUUUGCUGGGUGUGCAUUAUCAGAACCAAUUGACUUAAUCCAGCAAGGCGGAAAUGUGGAAGUAUGCCGCCCCCAUGCCGCCCCAUUCCUAAAGCGUGUUGAGCUCUGCAAAAGCAGCCACCGGAACGAUUGGUAAGCAGGCAUGGCAGUGGAAACAGUUGGCAAAUAAACCCAAAAAAAGAAAAAAAGAAAAAGAAAAAAACAAACACCCUCAUCACUCACCGUAACAGCCAAAAUAAACCUGAUAGAAAGCGGGGAAUCGGUUGCGUAGGGUGGGUCGCGCUUGAUAGGGUCAGGAUCACAGAUGAGUGGGUUCAGGGGGCAGUCAUGUGUGACAUUUUUCAUCAGACGAGUCAGUCGGACAAAAAAUGCCACGGCGGAGACAAAAGGACGCGGAUAGUUUGGAGGCUCAAACUCGGUUCAGUUACAGAGGAAUCAGCAGUAGGUACUCCGGAGCAGUGAGUUUUUAUCAUUUAUUGAAAAGACAAUUUGGGAAAGUGGUGAUACUCACUAUCAGUAUUAGCAUAACAAACAUUAAUGCUCUUUACAUAUAAAUGAGCUGCACAUUCAAGCCCUUGCCAAACAAGUUGCACAGAAUGCAUAUUAAGAUCAUCAGCGGCAGGAAAAUAUCUCUGUAUAUCACAGUGUUUUUCUGGUGUUAAAGGCAACUUUCUGGCACACGGGUAGCCGAUUAGUUUUUACUUCAACCAGAGCUGAAAAGUGGAGCAACAAAAAAAGCAGUAGAUCAUAGCAACUACAAGCUUGGUAGAGUCAAUGGCAGCAAAUCAAAAGUUACAAAUGUAACCCGGGUUCCAUGAAUUCUCUGUCUUUGCCAGUCACAAGGAAUGAAAUAGAACCUGGGAGCUGUCCAUAAAAAGUUGUUGAUGUUCCAGAUUAAAAGAGAGGAAGGUUUACAGGGUAAAAAAAAAAAAAAAAGUGAAGAGAACCGAUUGAUUAGCAUGGUUGGAGCUGUGUCCUGGGGACUGAGGGGCUAUAGACUGUAGAUAUGCAGUUUACCAUAUGCUUGCAUCAGCAGUGUUGGUGUUAUUACGCUAACUGCCAGAAGACGGCUAAUUAACCACGUUGCACCAUUAACUUUUAUUUGAACUUGGAAUAAAAACAGCUUUGCAAAGGAUGAAACAUAUACAGAAAGUUACAGCUCACAAGAUUGAUCGUGAAACAUUUUGCCCAUUUAAUAACUCUCUGUUGAAUUGGUGCACAACCCUAAGAAAAACACUCCUACAUGGACAAAGCAUAACAAGUGGCGCUAUUUUGAUUGUCCGCCUCUAUCAUGUUCCUGGCUGGCUACCUAGCUAAGACCGUUCGGUGCGAACUCAUUACUCCAAACUAUCUCGGACCAGAUUGCCCCAAGGGUAUACUGCCUGCCAUCAAGUCCCGGCUGAGGUGCAAGUGAGCUAAUUAUAGCAAUCAGACCCAAGUUACAGGGUGCUGUGGUUCAGCGGUACAUUGAUCAGCGGCAGAGGCAGGAGCAGGAAUCAGGGCCGGUCAAGCAUGCAGCCUUAGGUUAUGUGGUGUUUGCGCUUGUGCUGAAUACGCUUUGGCCUUGUGACCUAGAGUUAAUAAUAAUAAUAAUGUUUUUGGAUACAAUAUUGUGUCUGAAUUACCAAACGGGGCCACAAUAGAGACAAAUUAAUGUCAUCACUGUUGUCGUCACUUAAUCUAAUCAGACUAAAUUCCGUUGUCUGGCAUGGACGCUUUGUAUUAGAAAGUAACGAACUCAAAGAUAAAGAGCAGCACUCUCUUCUAAGAACUCAAUGCCUUGGAUUUUUCUUUUUUUAUAUACAUUUUUUCUAGUGUACUUUCCUAUAAAACGUUGCAGACCGGCCAGCUUGGUAGCAUAACCUUGCUAGCUUGAGCUUUGCACAUGUUGAUUACAUGAACUAGUUGCUUGUGCAGAAAUGUUGAUCUCUCACUGGCUUCCCGCCUGCAAAUCGCUGCCUUUUGAGCUCUUCCUGAUCUCUGUACACGUCUUUCUACGCCUGCAUUACUUGAGCCAUCGCAAUACAUGACGAGCUGCCUCUCACUGCCAAGAGCCACCAGUGUUCGCGUAUAGUCGCGUGGUGCGUCAACAGCGCCACAUGCGGCUAACACACCGGUGCGCCCACAGUUAAUCAGCGGCCAGCAAUGAUCACAUUAAGAUGUCUAGAAAUAUAUGCGCCGAGCUGAUGUUUGAGCUGGUGACCAGAUUGGUUGGUCUCAAGUCAAGUUAAUAAGGGCACAAAGAAAAGCAAGGAGCAAGUGUGGCACACGGACGGGCUGAGGAUUUGCCAUUAAUUAAACGUCUCUGAUCAUGGUAGGGAAAGCAGAAAGGCAAACACAAACAAACCACCCCACCUACCACAAUUACGAAAAUACACAAUAGACAAGAGCUGGCACAAAACUGAGUAUCACAAAAGCUUGUAAGAGACGCAUUAGGAGGAAAUGUCAGUGUGACAUGAAUGUGGGGAAACUUGUGAGAGAGGCCCAUUGAUACAAAAAAGCAAGACACCCUGAAAUUGAGCUCUCUUGUUCAGAAGAGCAGGAAGCCAUUGGGGGAAAAAACACACACAGUGGAAUAUCUAGAAGGAGUUGUCAACAAGAGACAGAACAGCGGCCUCACUGUGGUCUUUAUUCACGAAUCCCAGAGAAACGUGAGGAAGAGCUUGGGUGCCGCAACCAAGUCCACAGCGGCACAGAAGAGAUAGAAAAGGAAGUUAGUGUCAACAGUUGAUAAGAAGCUUUGAAUUAUGUCACAUGAUGUCACUUAGAUGUCACAAUGUCGGCGGUGCAGGGCACAUACACGCAUCCACAUACACACACACACACACACACACAAACUCCUCCAUUCAAUUGCUUCAUGUUGCUAAAAUACUGUUACCGAGAGGAGUGGAGACUAUUGAUCUUUGAUGCAUAGUGCAACGCAUAUGUAGAUCUAUAGAUUCCGUGGCUCCUCUGUGGAAAUCUGCUCUCUCCAAUAAGCACUGGAACAUUUUCACAGCUCCUGGUGUUUAUUUAUUUAUUUAUUUAUUUAUUUCACGCUCUGAAUCCUAUUUAAGAUGUGAACCCUGGAUUGAUAUUUGCUAUCGGUCUGCAUCGGGAAAACGGAGGUGUAAAUAUUCAUUUCUUGGUGGGGAAGCUGAAAAGAAGGCCAAUUAAUAAGUGAAGGUAAAAUGCAGCGAACGCUACUCUUCAUUAGAGGAAUGACGGGGCAGCGUUAUUGUAAUCGGAGCGAGGGACAUGUACAAUUCACUGGAAGGACACUAAAGGGCUCGAACACAAGUUACAUUUCUCUCUGACUUCGCAUCACUUUCUUUUCCAUCUUUUAAUUGUCGCUGGAUUUGACGGCAUUGUAAACAUUACAGCCAAUGAAUCCCUCCGAUCAAACGAAUCCGCAGUUCACUACUCCCUCACAGGGGUUCUCGUCACUCAUGUUUACGACUUUGUAUAGCAUCGCUCUUUACGCGCAGUGUUUUCACCGACUCGGAGCUGCCUACUAACGCAUACGGCGACACAGGAGACGCAGUGUUUUAUUGUCCAGUAACGAUCAACAUCUGUUUUUAAUAGCGUUUGCUCCUAUAGUGUACUUUAUAUGUAUGUAUGUAUGAUUUUUUUUUUUUUUUUAUAUAUACCAUGAGUCCAUUUGGAAUUAACGGAAGGAUUUGAGUCACAGCAGAUGUGAAUAGUCCUCUGCUUAUUGAUCUCUUAUAUGGUCCAGAGCCAAGGGAUUUCCCCGUUACUUUUGAAGAAUCAAUAAGCUAUUCGCGGCAUAACUACUAUCCAUUAGCAAGCAUAUCCUUUUAUAGAAUAACUCAUCGAUUAACUCAUUUUGGUGUUAAUCACACAUAAAAUACAAAGUUAAACGAGAUCUAAUUUUCUAUUUUUGAUGUCCAGACCAGUUUGUGGUAUUUAAGCAUAUGUGUAUAAGGAAUCAUAUGGCCCCCGACACUGCAUUUAUGUGUGACUAGUAAAGCAUAUUUUCUAUGGUAGAACCCACCUCCCACUAUUGUUUGCACAGUAGCUUAUAAUAUGCACCGUGAUGCCCCAUCGUACUUUUACUGUUUACUGACUUUAUAAUUUGUGAAACUGAGUUAUGAAAAAGCUGUAUUUUGGUACUAUUCUAAUAUUGUUAAAAAAAAAAAAAAGAAAUAUAGCAGACGUUUUGUCAAAGAAAUAUAUUACCAUAGUGUUGCUAUGACUGUCUGUUUUCCUUAUUUUGGGGGAGGGAUGAUAGGGAUAUUUUUUUGUUCCUCUUUUGUUGUUGAUUUGCCAUCUGACAGUAUAUCACCAUUGUUCUAUAUACGACUUUCUUACGUGGCAAUAAAAGAUGACUUCUGUAAA
Mugil cephalus (flathead mullet) is the source of this 9922-nucleotide messenger RNA. It is a transcript of the gene shisa9a, whose product is annotated as shisa family member 9a. Lineage: Eukaryota; Metazoa; Chordata; Actinopteri; Mugiliformes; Mugilidae. The transcript has 4 exons. Gene Ontology annotation, biological process: regulation of AMPA receptor activity; regulation of short-term neuronal synaptic plasticity. Gene Ontology annotation, cellular component: postsynaptic density; AMPA glutamate receptor complex; dendritic spine membrane. The record is from RefSeq and is a predicted model, not a curated record. Bases 513 to 2180 code for a protein of 555 amino acids.